Chaetomium globosum CBS 148.51 is the source of this 579-nucleotide messenger RNA. RefSeq lists its product as uncharacterized. The record is from RefSeq and is a predicted model, not a curated record. Gene Ontology annotation, biological process: chaperone-mediated protein complex assembly; protein folding. Gene Ontology annotation, cellular component: cytosol; nucleus. Gene Ontology annotation, molecular function: Hsp90 protein binding; protein-folding chaperone binding. Lineage: Eukaryota; Fungi; Ascomycota; Sordariomycetes; Sordariales; Chaetomiaceae. The transcript has 6 exons. Bases 1 to 579 code for a protein of 192 amino acids.
AUGGCCCGUGCCACAACUGAGCUACCCCUCCUCAGCCCCCUCCACACUCAAGCCUUAAGAAACACAAACUCAUACAUUUCGUCACCCAACAGAUCACAAUGGUCCGAAACUAAGGUGACACCCGAGGUCCUCUGGGCGCAGCGCUCUUUUUCGCCGAGAAUUGACCCCGCCGAGAGCAAGACCAGCCACACGGCGCGCGAUGUCGAGAUGAAGCUACGCAAGAAGGAACUCGGCGAGACCUACUGGCCGCGUCUGCUCAAGGACACCAAGAAGGCUCACUUCCUCAAGACUGACUUCGACAAGUGGGUUGAUGAGGACGAGCAGAACGAGGCCCCCGAAGACGACUUUGGUGCCAACUUUGGUGGCCCUGGCGGCAUGGGUAUGGGUGGACUCCCAGGUAUGGGCGGCGGCGACUUCGGCGGCAUCGAUUUCUCGAAGCUGGGCGGUGGCGCCGGCAUGCCUACUGGCGAUGAGGACGAGGACGAGUCAGACGACGACAUGCCGCCACUCGAGGGUGAGGAAGAGCCUGAGAAGGCCGCGAAGGCUGACGAUGGCAAGGAGGCGGUCGCCAGCUCUUAA